This is a messenger RNA of Chelmon rostratus (copperband butterflyfish), 2430 nucleotides long. It is a transcript of the gene plekhj1, whose product is annotated as pleckstrin homology domain containing, family J member 1. Gene Ontology annotation, cellular component: recycling endosome; early endosome; trans-Golgi network. The transcript has 6 exons. The record is from RefSeq and is a predicted model, not a curated record. Gene Ontology annotation, biological process: retrograde transport, endosome to Golgi; endosome organization; receptor recycling. NCBI's taxonomy places the organism in Eukaryota, Metazoa, Chordata, Actinopteri, Chaetodontiformes, Chaetodontidae. Bases 270 to 746 code for a protein of 158 amino acids.
UCACUGCGCUGCCACCGAGUGUGUGUCCGGUGUGAGGCGUGACGGAGAAGUCCGUCAUCGCUGGACCGCAGAAAUGACCAAAAACACUCCGUCACACUUCGAGAACAUCAGACGUCGAGACAGCGACGUGUAGUCGACGGUAUAGGCCAGAUUGUGCUUACUUCUUAUUGCUGUUAUCUCAGUCUGUUAGUAUGUUUUCGCUCGGGGGAAUGGCUCAGGCGUAGCGACCUGCCCUCAACAGCCCGUGUUUGACUGCGUCAGUGACUGCGAUGCGUUUCAACGAGAAGGAGCUGGUCUCCCUGAGCCGCCAGCCCUCAGAGAAGGCGGCUGAGCUCGGGAUGCGAGGACCCAAGAAAGGAGACGUUGUAAAGAAGAGGCUGGUGAAACUCGUCGUCAACUUCCUGUUUUAUUUCCGGACUGAUGAGGAGGAGCCGAUUGGAGCUUUGCUGCUGGAGCAGUGUCGGGUGGAGAAGGAGGACAGCCAGACCUUCUCUAUCGCAUUUCUGGAUGAAGCGGAGAGGAAGUAUUUGUUUGAGUGUGACUCUGAGGAGCAGUGUGGGGAGUGGAUAGAUGCCAUAAUCAAGGCCAGUUACGAGUUCAUGAGGAAGAACCUGAUAUUCUAUCGAACUGAAAUCCACAGGCUCACUGGCAAGGACCCCUUGGAGCAGUAUGGUAUAUCCGAUGAAACUCGCUUCCAGGUUAGCAAUGGCCUGCAACUAAUGCCCAGAGAUACCUCCUCCCUGUAGACCAGUGUCCUGUGUCCAGAUGUACUGUAUUUGCAUUGCAGUUCACCCUGCCAUUCCAACAUUCACUCCUCACUGGUUUGAAAUCUAUGGCAAUACCAUAAGCACACAAGCUUUUUAGAAUAUAUUAAAUGUAGCGCCAGGCUUCCAGAGAGGUUUUCAUGCAGAUGUUUUAACAAGUUAUCUGAAGCCAUGCAAAGUAAUAAGUCUGAUUAUUUCUAUAAUGUCAUUCUAAAUCAUUGCAGGUAACAUGGGACUUAAGAAAAUUCAGCACUGUCUUAUUAUCGGUUUAGGGGAUUUUAACAUGCCAUUUCCUGUAUCAUUUUCAGACUUUGUCUUGUUUAAUUGGUUGUCUGUAUAAAACAUGUUAUAUACUGUUUUCUACUGGACACACUGUACUUUUAGAUAAUGUGAUUUUAGAGCCUCUGAUUGUACUUUGUGCUGUAGAGCUGCGGCUGUGACUUUCAGGACUAUUAGUAUGAAUAUGACUUUGUGUAACAAGAAUCAAUCGAGGAUACAUGAACAUUUGGUGUUAACCAGUGUUUGAAGAAGCUUAUGAUAAGCUCGAUACCCAAUUCAGAAAAUCUUCACCUGUAUUUACUGCCCUGAUUUGAACAGCAUGAGCCCUUUGAUCUGCUGAGUUGAGCCACCCGUUUUACUCCAUUUUUGCAUAUGUGACAGUAAAGAUGUAUUCAUUAUCCAGCCCAUUUAGACUAUUUAGUUUUAAAAACUAUACUUUUGCACAUUAUUGGGUGUUGAGGGUUUUUUAUAUAUAUAUUAGAUUUUCAUAAUUUACUUGAACCUACUGUACCUUUUCUGUGGCACUUUGAAUGAGAUUUUUGUUGGUAAGCUGUUGGACCAUGUUAGGAUACCAGGCUCUUGACAUUUUUUUUUUUUUUCACUUUUUGAAAUAGCUCACCAACUUCUAAUGGUGAGGUGAAAUUUUGCUCUCAACAACAUCUCACUACGUGGCAUCGCUGGGUCCUGCAAAUUGAGAAAAUGUUCAUUUCAGCAGUCAGUAGUCGAUACCCACAAACAGGACAUGUCAUUGAAUGUGUCUUCAUUUUGAACUUUUGCACAAGGAAUGUGUUUGGUCUGUUUUUACUUCAUGAUAGAUUAUAUUUGUUUCACUGGCAUCUCUCCCUUUUUUUUUUCUUUUUUCUUUCUUUUUUUUUUUUUUUUUUUUACUAAUAAAGCCAUUUGAGAGAUACUGUAAAUUCAUGGUGUGCCAUCUGUUAACUAGAAUGAAAUUUGUUUGCACCAAAAUGUUGUUUUAUUAUGUGUAUUUAAUCAUGGUCAGGCCAGUAAUACUUUUCAAUGGCUGGCAAUCAUGCUGCCUCUUGUGUCUGUCGCUUAGAUUGAAUAUUACAGUCACUGUCAACAAUAUCUCUGCUGUGUCUAGUCCAUUUUGAAAAUUGUGCACAUCUAGUAAGAAUAUUUCAAUUUAUUAUUAAUUUGCGCACACAUUUUACAGCACACACUGAAACUGAACACAAUUAUACAUAUAGGUCAAUUCCAGACCAUAAUUGCAAAUUGCUAUCCACCCUUUAACUGUUUAAACAUUCUUUUUUGUUUGUUUGUUUGUUUGUUUGUUUGUUAAUUAAUUUAGUCUUUAAUUACUCUGUUUUAAAUGUGAUAUUUUAAAUGGGAGCACUCAUUCAGUGAUUCAUUGAGAUUUAAAUAAAGG